UCUCUUAUCGGAAACUCGAGGGCGAAGUUGCUGAAAACAGAUGAACCCGUCCAUGUCGCCACGAGCCUGUAGCUCCUAAUCAUUACUGUGCAGAAGCAGACGCUAUAGGGUAAGCAAUGCAGGGCACCAGAGGAGCGGUGAAAGCUAAAGUGUGUGUGUGCCUGAAUCCAAGUCCCUGACUUUCCUUGUCUUCUCUUCCCCACCAUCCUCUUUCUCCCUUCUACCCCUCUGUCUCCCCUUCUUCCUACCAAUUAGACACACCCUUCCACAGCAAUCAUGGCUACGCAAUACCAGCUCGAGCCCGUCAAGACCAUCAGCCUUGAAGAAAUGCAAGGCUGCAUGGCCGCCGUCUACGAAUGGGCCGACUCUUACGACAGCAAAGACUGGGCCCGCCUAGCCAAGUGCGUCGCCCCGACCCUGCGCAUCGACUACCGCUCCUUCCUCAACAAAAUCUGGGAAUCCAUGCCGGCCGAAGAGUACCUGAAGAUGGCCUCCGACCCCCUCGUCCUCGGCAACCCCCUCCUCCGCACGCAGCACUUCAUCGGCGGCACGAAAUGGGAGCGCGUCAACGACGAGGAAAUCAUCGGCUACCACCAGCUCUGGGUGCCGCACCAAGUGUACAAAGACGCGAGCCUGCAGGAAGUCGCGAUCCGCGGGUACGCGCACUCCUUCAACCUGCACUGGUACAAGAAGGUGGCCGGGGUGUGGAAGUUUGCCGGCCUGUGCCCCGACAUCCGGUGGACGGAGUUUGAGUUUGACAAGGUGUUUGAGGCCGGGCGGAAUGAGAUGGGCGAGAAGGCGGCCGAGGCGGCUGUUGGCAUCCCCUCCUCGUAAGAAGACGAAGGUGUAGACGCAUUUGGCAUGGAGGCAUUGGUGGGAGAAGAAGGACGGUGUUGGAUGAGAAAUGGAGAGGAAAAGCAUGUAGACACUACAAGAAAAGCACUAUGCACUUCGCUCUGCUGCAGUCCCUCGAACAUCGUCCUCCACAAAGCAAACCAUGCCAUCGGUGUGCUUCACAUCGUCCUUGCAGUAGAACAACAAAGUACUCUUCUCACCAGAAGCACAACAACCUU
Messenger RNA from Neohortaea acidophila, 1073 nucleotides. RefSeq names its product Scytalone dehydratase. Bases 277 to 834 code for a protein of 185 amino acids. NCBI's taxonomy places the organism in Eukaryota, Fungi, Ascomycota, Dothideomycetes, Mycosphaerellales, Teratosphaeriaceae. Gene Ontology annotation, molecular function: scytalone dehydratase activity. Gene Ontology annotation, biological process: melanin metabolic process. The transcript has 4 exons. The record is from RefSeq and is a predicted model, not a curated record.